GUGCGAUUGUGAGUACUUUAUGUGCAAAUAUUUAACAUAUAGUGGUGAUAGUGUGUGAGUUCAAUUUAUUAUACGCGUUUUACAAAUGCCAAUGAUCACUUUUAACUCAACUAGUCCUGUGGAAAUGGAGUGGUCAGCUGAUGGCGACAACACAGAUCACAGCACUUCAUCGUCCCCAAAUCUGCGUCGUUUCAAUCAUCACGAUCAAGAUUCUUUAUCAGAAGACGAUGAUUUUUCUGACGAGUUUUCGAUCAUCGACAGUGAUGACGAUAAAAGAGCAGAUUCGCGAUACAACCCCCAUCCAAUAGUGCAGGCCCCCAUGGAACCGACGACUGGAAUUGUUAAGAAAAUAUUUACGAAUAGCAGGGAGAGGUGGAGGCAACAAAAUGUUAGCGGAGCCUUCGCCGAAUUAAGAAAAUUAGUUCCGACUCAUCCCCCCGAUAAGAAGUUGUCCAAGAACGAAAUCCUCAGAAUGGCAAUAAGAUAUAUUCGGCUCCUUACCAACGUUUUGGAAUGGCAAAAGAAUACUUCGGGACCAAUUCAGGUCCACGUAAAGUCAGAAGAUAUUUCUUCCAUAGUUCGGCAACACAGUUUGAUGCCGAACUGUCAGACUUUAAGGUCCAGAGCUCGAUUAAGAAGAUCCUCUAUCCAAAAUAGUUCAAUGUGUGAUAGGAAUGGUAACAAUUUGCUAAUGAUUGCGCCCAAUAAUCAUUUACCACUCAGACGAAAUACAAUAUUCGAAAUACACAUGCACCAAAAUAACAAAAUCAAAAUGGAAGACGACGCAGCUAAAGAAAAAGAUGAUGAUGUUGAUAACAAGAGCAAGCCAAGAGAUAAACAUGAUUAAUUUUAAUUAUCUCGUGUGGCUAAAAUGUUUUCAUUAUUUAGUGUUAGAUGUGCAAUACUUAAACACACU
Aethina tumida (small hive beetle) is the source of this 916-nucleotide messenger RNA. RefSeq lists its product as uncharacterized. The transcript is spliced from 4 exons. Bases 86 to 847 code for a protein of 253 amino acids. The record is from RefSeq and is a predicted model, not a curated record. Lineage: Eukaryota; Metazoa; Arthropoda; Insecta; Coleoptera; Nitidulidae. Gene Ontology annotation, biological process: regulation of transcription by RNA polymerase II. Gene Ontology annotation, molecular function: protein dimerization activity; RNA polymerase II cis-regulatory region sequence-specific DNA binding; DNA-binding transcription factor activity, RNA polymerase II-specific.